Theileria annulata is the source of this 861-nucleotide messenger RNA. Its product is annotated as uracil-DNA glycosylase, putative. Gene Ontology annotation, cellular component: nucleus; mitochondrion. Lineage: Eukaryota; Apicomplexa; Aconoidasida; Piroplasmida; Theileriidae. Bases 1 to 861 code for a protein of 286 amino acids. The record is from RefSeq and is a predicted model, not a curated record. Gene Ontology annotation, biological process: base-excision repair, AP site formation via deaminated base removal; base-excision repair. Gene Ontology annotation, molecular function: uracil DNA N-glycosylase activity. The transcript has 7 exons.
AUGAAUUUUGUCAGGAUUCUCAACACAUAUUUGUUUUGUAGGAUGAGCAAGAGGCUUAUUACAGACUUUUUUGAAACCAAAACUGAUCUUCCAAAUAAAAAACACCUGCACAAUUCAAUUUCUACUGAGUUUCCAGGUAAAACAUAUGUUGCUGUAACUACUUCACCUGAUUCUUCAAAGACCGAUGACAAAUUUUCUGAUUCUUUGAAGGAUCUUCUCGGAGAUGAAUGGUUUGUUGCUCUCCAUUCCGAGAUUAAAAAACCGUAUUUUAAUAGCUUGUGGAACAAAGUUUUGAGUGAAAGGAAUUCUAAAAAGAUUUAUCCGCCUGCACAUUUGGUCUUUAACGCAUUUAAGCUAACGCCGUUAUCUAAGAUCAAAGUUGUUAUAGUAGGUCAAGACCCAUAUCAUCAACCAAGACAAGCAAUGGGACUUUGCUUUUCCGUUCCAAGAGGAGUGGUACUUCCUCCUAGCCUUAGAAAUAUUUUAUCGGAAAUUGGAACUACGAGUAUUCAUGGAGAUUUAAGUUCAUGGGCUUCUCAGGGCGUCUUUCUGCUCAACAGCAUACUCACAGUGGUUGACAGUCAGCCCAUGUCACACAAAUCCUACGGGUGGGAUACCUUCACAGAUAAGGUCAUAAACAUAAUAAACGAGAAAAGGGAACACGUAGUGUUUCUUCUUUGGGGCCGUUCAGCUCAACAGAAAUGUUCAAGCAUAUCACCCACCAAACACUUUGUUUUGACAUGCGGCCACCCCUCACCGCUUUCAAUUAAGCAUUUUAAAGGAUGCGACCACUUUAAUAAAUGUAAUGCCUAUCUGAAGAAAACUGAGCAGGAACCGAUAGAGUGGACUCUUCCACAAUAA